GCAGCCUGGUGCCUCCCGCUCGAUGACUUUGGCGAGGCUUUGCCUUCGGCGCGGCAGCCUCCGAUUUCGCUGCGGUCUUCAGCUUGCACUGCUUGGCACGCGCCUCCAGUCCGAGGCUUUCCACGGAUUGGGAUUGUUGCUGCUGGAUGCUCCGGAGGAGGACGCGGCGGCGCCGGUCGUUGUGCGGCCGUCUGGGCUGUAUUGCCAAGCUGCGCAGCUGGAACAUGCAAGACCUCUACAUUGGCCCAUGUCAUCAAAGAGCUCAGCAAUGUCCGCACCUCCAACCUUGGAUUGCAUUAAGGAGGGAAGUGGCUUAAGCAAGGAUGAUUUUAAGUGGCAUCUAGACAAGGAGCCCUUACCAGGUGCACACGUUUCGUAG
Messenger RNA from Symbiodinium sp. CCMP2456, 379 nucleotides. The record is from the annotation of a GenBank genome assembly. NCBI's taxonomy places the organism in Eukaryota, Dinophyceae, Suessiales, Symbiodiniaceae.